Messenger RNA from Lagopus leucura (white-tailed ptarmigan), 1782 nucleotides. RefSeq lists its product as uncharacterized. Lineage: Eukaryota; Metazoa; Chordata; Aves; Galliformes; Phasianidae. The transcript is spliced from 3 exons. Bases 494 to 1546 code for a protein of 350 amino acids. The record is from RefSeq and is a predicted model, not a curated record.
CCAGAGGGGACAGAGGACCAAGGAAGGGGUUGUUCUAGGAGGGCCAGGGCAGGAGAGGAUCUGGGAGGAGGUCACAGAAUCAUAGAAUGUCUUAAAUUGGGAGGGACAUUAAUGAUCAUCGAGCUCCAGCCUCAGUGAUUUGGAGAGAUGGUACUGCAGUGUCCCAGGGAGAGGAUGGACCCCCAGGGGGAGGAAUUCAAGGCUGGGAGGGACCAGGAAGGUGUUCUGAUGGAGGAGGAGCAGACACGGAGCCUCAGGGGCAGUUCCUGGGGAGGAGGCCCAGGGGAGGUGGAGGAGGCCCUUGGGCGGGCUGGGACUGGCCAGGACACCACAACGUUGCCAGGUGACAGACAACAGCGUGCCGAUCAGCUCCGGGCUGCAUUGAGCUCGCUGACCUCUCCUCUUUUACCAGGGAGGUGCCACUCUGUGCCCCCCAACCAUCACACAGCUGAGCCCAGCUGCAUCCUGCUUGGGACGUUCACUCUGAAGCGUAAUGAGGACCUUGAGCCUUCUGGAGCAGAACCCUGCAAUCUGGGGUGCUCCAUCCGUAUCCUCCCUGCAGCAGCGCAGUGCUGGGACACGUGGCAGAGCCUGCAGUGCCUCUCCUGACACUGUCAGUGUCUGUGGGACGGCCGGGGCUCCCGCUGAGGGCAGAGCUCUGGCUGCAAAUCCCAGCUUGGGGGGCUCCAGACCUGUUGCUCCCCACACAGGGCUGGUGGAACGUGGAGUGCGAAGCUGCUGGGGGUCACGGUGGGGCAGCAGGAGCAGCUCCAGCUCUGUCUGCACCGAGGAUGUGGCUGCCAGGUGUUGGGAGGACACAGGGGGGAUCUACGAGGAGGAGGACGAUGGCAGUGGGCAGGAUGGGGCCCUGCUCCCAUGGCAGUGCCCUGAGCAGGAUGAGUCCCCAGAGCUGAUGAGGAGGGGAAGCCUGGAGUCACUGGGAGCCAGGAUAUCCAGGCUGAGCCAGAGUGGGGCUGAGACCCCCUGCCUGGCCUCCUCCAAGCACCAAGCACAGGGCAGGGGGGAUGCAUCCCACUGGGGACCACACUCCAAGGCAAAGCCCUCAGUCACCUCUCUGCAUGGUGGGGAUGGGGACGCUGGACAUCUCCGGAGACCCUCAAGCAGCUCAGCCAGCAAGAGCAGGGCCAGGGCUGUGGGACAUCACAGAUGGCAGGAGCUACCAGCACGCCGGGGGUGGCAUGGGGGGGAUUUCAUCCUCACUGCCAAGAAGGAACAUGGAGAUGGGCGGAAGAGAGCUCUCUGCACCAAAGCAGCAGUGGGACCUGCUGGGAGAUGCAGCCCCUGGGCAGAGAGGCAGCAUGGGGUGUCCUGCCCAGGGCAUGCAGCAGAGCCCCGGUGGCAGCACUGGAAGCAGAAGGCCAUCCUGUCCCACAGGGUGCGUGUGGAUGGGCAUGGUAGGGUGGCUGUCCCCAUAUGGAGGUCCUUGGGUCCCACACAGGACCUUUUCCAGACCCCACAAUGGCCAUGGAAAGGCUGUCAGCACGGGGACGUUUAUCAAAGAAAUGAAUUGCGAAUGAAAUCCUGAAGAAAAACCCUCCAGCAUAGGGGCGAUUGUUCAAAACCAGUUUGUAAAAGUCAUUGCCUUCAUCAAGUUAAUUAGCUGCAUAAGUGCUGGCUGAACGCCGCAACAAUGCCCAAGGCUGGAUGGAUUAGUGCCAUCCACCCUUGUCCAUCCUGCUCCCUCCAGCUGGCAGCGCUGCGCCGGGCCCUGAGGAGCAGCCAGGAGGGGAUGCAGAAGCCAGGAGCUGGAGACUGGGGCAU